AGUGUGAUGAGGUACUGGGUUGGUACAGCAGAACAUGUCAGUUGGAAUCAUGGAGGCAACAAAAUGUGGAGUCAUAGUUUUUGUAAUGGCUGUAUUUCUUGCUCCAAGCGUUAUCGAACUAUCUGCAGCCGAAAAAGGAAUCAAUGGUAGGCUUUGCGAACUGCCGAUUAAAGAGGCCACGGGCAUGUGCGGAAGUAAGGUUCCCGAAAAAAGAUGGGGUUAUGUUCCUUCCAAGAAAAAAUGCUUUGAGUACUGGUACUCGAAGUGCGAGAGUAAUCAAAACGGUUUUGCAACAGUGAAGAAAUGUUUGGAAGUAUGCAAACGAGACUCACAAUGCUUAAAAAAUCCGGAGCGCCCUAAGUUGCCCUAUCCAUUCCGCUUCUCUACAUCCUGGUUUUUUAACGCAAGUGCGACAGAGUGCCAGAUACGAAAAGUAACCAUAGCAACAGAGAGCAAACUAAAGAACCAGUUUACAAAAAAGAAAAAGUGUAUUAACGAAUGCAUGCCCAGCUUAAUUAAUGAAAUUCGCCGUUACACAGAGCAAUGAGACAAAAUAAAUGCUUGUUGGUGAAACAAU
Rhipicephalus microplus (southern cattle tick) is the source of this 577-nucleotide messenger RNA. RefSeq names its product papilin-like. The record is from RefSeq and is a predicted model, not a curated record. NCBI's taxonomy places the organism in Eukaryota, Metazoa, Arthropoda, Arachnida, Ixodida, Ixodidae.